Nomascus leucogenys (northern white-cheeked gibbon) is the source of this 2545-nucleotide messenger RNA. It is a transcript of the gene NFYC, whose product is annotated as nuclear transcription factor Y subunit gamma. Gene Ontology annotation, biological process: regulation of DNA-templated transcription. Gene Ontology annotation, cellular component: CCAAT-binding factor complex; nucleus. Gene Ontology annotation, molecular function: DNA-binding transcription activator activity, RNA polymerase II-specific; protein heterodimerization activity; DNA binding. NCBI's taxonomy places the organism in Eukaryota, Metazoa, Chordata, Mammalia, Primates, Hylobatidae. The record is from RefSeq and is a predicted model, not a curated record.
UUAACCUUUAAUACAUUUUCAGUUCCAAAAAAAUUUGAUAACUUCUGUUUUGUACCUGACUUCCACUGCUACAGUAUGUGGCUCUGAGCCAGCCAAAGAUUCAUGAUCUGUUGACUACACAGAUGUUUGGGAGCUGAUCAUGCCUGCGCAUCUGUAGUUGGGACAGUUCAACGUUUAAAAGCAGACUGCACAGAUGGUUCUGGACAUGCUUUUUGAAUUGUGUACCUUUGUAAUGUUUUGGGGGGAUAUCAGAGGACAGCCAGAAUUUGUUACCAGACUUGUAAAUCGUACAGAUCUUUGUACUCCAACUAAACCUACCCAUCCAUUAGCAAGUAUACAGAGAUACUGUCCUGGCAAUUGUGCAUCUUUCUCCUUUGACCUUAGCAGUUUGCAUGGCAAGUUGUGCCAGAAUGAGGCCUGUCCAGGGACCCAUGCAAUAAAAGUUGUCGAGAUGUCCACAGAAGGAGGAUUUGGUGGUACUAGCAGCAGUGAUGCCCAGCAAAGCCUACAGUCGUUCUGGCCUCGGGUCAUGGAAGAAAUCCGGAAUUUAACAGUGAAAGACUUCCGAGUACAGGAACUCCCACUGGCUCGUAUUAAGAAGAUUAUGAAACUGGAUGAAGAUGUGAAGAUGAUCAGUGCAGAAGCGCCUGUACUCUUUGCCAAGGCAGCCCAGAUUUUUAUCACAGAGUUGACUCUUCGAGCCUGGAUUCACACAGAAGAUAACAAGCGCCGGACUCUACAGAGAAAUGAUAUCGCCAUGGCAAUUACAAAAUUUGAUCAGUUUGAUUUUCUCAUCGAUAUUGUUCCAAGAGAUGAACUGAAACCUCCAAAGCGUCAGGAGGAGGUGCGCCAAUCUGUAACUCCUGCCGAGCCAGUCCAGUACUAUUUCACGCUGGCUCAGCAGCCCACCGCUGUCCAAGUCCAGGGCCAGCAGCAAGGUCAGCAGACCACCAGCUCCACGACCACCAUCCAGCCUGGGCAGAUCAUCAUCGCACAGCCUCAGCAGGGCCAGACCACACCUGUGACAAUGCAGGUUGGAGAAGGUCAGCAGGUGCAGAUUGUCCAGGCCCAGCCACAGGGUCAAGCCCAACAGGCCCAGAGUGGCACUGGACAGACCAUGCAGGUGAUGCAGCAGAUCAUCACUAACACAGGAGAGAUCCAGCAGAUCCCGGUGCAGCUGAAUGCCGGCCAGCUGCAGUAUAUCCGCUUAGCCCAGCCUGUAUCAGGCACUCAAGUUGUGCAGGGACAGAUCCAGACACUUGCCACCAAUGCUCAACAGAUUACACAGACAGAGGUCCAGCAAGGACAGCAGCAGUUCAGCCAGUUCACAGAUGGACAGAGGAACAGCGUGCAGCAAGCUCGAGUCUCUGAGCUAACGGGAGAGGCAGAGCCCAGAGAAGUGAAAGCCACAGGAAAUUCAACUCCCUGCACCUCUUCCCUGCCCACCACACACCCCCCCUCACACCGGGCUGGUGCCUCCUGUGUCUGCUGCUCCCAACCCCAGCAGAGCUCCACUUCCCCUUCUCCUUCUGACGCCUUGCAGUGGGUGGUGGUUGAGGUAUCUGGGACCCCCAACCAGCUCGAGACCCAUAGGGAGCUGCAUGCCCCUCUCCCAGGGGUGACCUCACUCUCUCCUCUCCACCCCUCGCAGCAGCUCUACCAGAUCCAGCAAGUCACCAUGCCUGCGGGCCAGGACCUCGCCCAGCCCAUGUUCAUCCAGUCAGCCAACCAGCCCUCCGACGGGCAGGCCCCCCAGGUGACCGGCGACUGAGGGCCUGAGCUGGCAAGGCCAAGGACACCCAACACAAUUUUUGCCAUACAGCCCCAGGCGAUGGGCACAGCCUUCCUCCCCAGAGGACCCGGCCGACCUCAGCGCCUCCUGCAGGCUAGGACACUGGUGCACUACGCCCCAUGCCUGGGGGCCGAGAUUCUCCAGCAGAAAGAUGCAAUAUUUUUUGUUUCCUUUUUUUCCACUUUUUCUCCAAGGAAUCAAUAUUUCAAUAUGUUGAGUGUGUGUCCAAUGCUAUGAAAUUAAAAUAUUAAAUAACAUAUUUAUGGCAUUUUCUUGAAGAGUGUGGUUGAAGAAAUAUUUCUCCUUUUGUUUUUCUUUUUUUUUUGUUUGUUACUGCCACUUCUUUUUAGGAGCAAAUCUCCCCAGGGGUGUACGGUAUUUCUUGACUCUUGGAACAGCUGCUACCCGCAAGACUUGCCACGUUGUUCUGCCCUCAGAUGGAAUUAGGUGAAUGUGUGUAGCUGCUUUUUCACUCGUGGUCCUCUCCCCAUCCCUUGCUCUGACCCCAGAGCUCUGUGUAUUUGCAUCCAGAGGCCAUGGAAACAUUCCUUGCGUUUAAGAGACAGCUUUAUUCCCCGUGGAGAGUGGGUGGAUUCAUUGCCACACUCUUUUCUCCCAGGGACCCAGGAAACUAGGACUUUGUGCGUUUGCUGCCCACCUCCCUUUUAUUUUUUAAAUGCAUUAAAAACUGUGCUAGUCUCCUUUGCAUGGACUUCAAGCUGCAUGAAAUGCAAUAAAUCUCAUUUUAGAUAA